Molecule: messenger RNA, 4227 nt
Organism: Nematolebias whitei (Rio pearlfish)
Lineage: Eukaryota; Metazoa; Chordata; Actinopteri; Cyprinodontiformes; Rivulidae
Gene: oplah
Product: 5-oxoprolinase, ATP-hydrolysing
Exons: 28
Coding region: 175-4113 (1312 amino acids)
Biological process (GO): glutathione metabolic process
Cellular component (GO): cytosol
Molecular function (GO): 5-oxoprolinase (ATP-hydrolyzing) activity
Source: RefSeq, a predicted model, not a curated record
GGGGCGGAGUUAAAACCCAGCUCGGACCUUUCUGUUGCAGUCGAACCCGCAGGUCGGAGAAAGACCAGGCUCCUCUCGGGUCAUCAGAUCACCACACAGCCGGCGUGCAGCAGCGACGGGCGGAUACGGCGUGCGCAGCUCAGACCACAGAUCCAGGAGCUGCUCUCCUCCAUCAUGGCUGAGACUUUGGGGAAGUUUGAUUUUGCCAUCGACCGCGGCGGCACCUUCACGGAUGUGUUCGCCCGGAUGCCCGACGGCCGGGAGCGGGUCCUGAAGCUGCUGUCCCGGGACCCCCAGAACUACAAGGAUGCUCCCACAGAGGGGAUCCGCAGAGUCUUAGAGGAGGAAACAGGUCAAGCGUUUCCUCGUAAUCAGCCUAUAGACACCGCUCUGAUUGGCUGGAUCAGAAUGGGCACCACGGUGGCAACCAACGCCCUGCUGGAGAGACAAGGAGAGAGGACAGCACUCCUGGUCACAAAGGGCUUCAAGGACUUGCUGCACAUCGGCACACAAGCCAGACCAAAGCUGUUUGACCUGGAAGUUGCUAUGCCUGAUGUGCUGUAUGAAGAAGUAAUAGAGGUGGAUGAGCGAGUUGUCCUCCUGCAAGAUGGCUGCCGGCUGCAAAGGAAAGACCCCAAACGUGUCGUAACAGGAAGUACGGGGGAGUCCUUGGAGGUGUGGAAGGAACUGGAUCUGGAUCAGGUGGAGAAAGACCUGAGAGGCGUUUUGUCCCGCGGUAUCACCAGCGUGGCGGUUCUUCUGCUGCACUCGUACACGUGGUCCGAUCAUGAGAAAGCCGUGGGCUCUCUUGCCCGUCGUCUGGGCUUCACCCAGGUGUCUCUUUCCAGCGAGGUGAUGCCGAUGGUGCGGGCCGUCCCUCGCGGCUACACGGUCUGCGCUGACGCCUACCUCACACCCAAGAUCCACCAGUAUUUAGAAGGCUUCACCUCUGGCUUUAAGGGGGAACUGAAGGACGUGGACGUUCUGUUCAUGCAGUCCGAUGGAGGUCUGACUCCCAUGGAGCAGUUCUGCGGCUCGCGAGCCAUUCUGUCGGGCCCAGCAGGGGGUGUGGUGGGGUACGCCAUCACCUCCGGCAGCCAGAUGGAGAGAAAGCCUGUGAUUGGCUUCGACAUGGGCGGAACCUCCACCGACGUGAGUCGAUACGCCGGUCAGUACGAGCACGUGUUCGAGGCCACGACAGCAGGAGUCACCCUGCAGGCGCCUCAGCUGGACAUCAACACUGUGGCCGCAGGAGGAGGAUCCCGACUCUUUUUCAGAUCGGGGAUGUUUGUUGUUGGACCGGAGUCUGCAGGUGCACAUCCAGGACCGACCUGCUACAGAAAAGGAGGUCCUCUGACUGUUACUGAUGCCAACCUGGCUCUGGGGCGCCUCCUUCCUUCCUUCUUCCCAAAAAUCUUUGGACCAGCAGAGGAUGAGCCCCUGUCCUUGGAGGACACGAUGAAGCAUUUCCAUCAGCUCACUGACGACAUCAACCACUUCCUGUCUUCCAGCCAAUCACAGGUUGAAGCAAAUGGGACCAGUACAUCACAGGACAGCGUGGUGCCAAACAGCCAAUCAGCGAUGAGCUUGGAGGAGGUUGCUAUGGGGUUCGUUCGUGUCGCUAACGAGGCCAUGUGUCGACCAAUCAGAGCUCUGACGCAGGCCAAGGGUCAUGACACCUCUCAGCAUGUGUUGGCGUGUUUUGGGGGUGCAGGUGGCCAGCAUGCCUGUGCUAUCGCCCGAGCCCUGGGCAUGAAGACUGUCUUCAUACAUAAGUACAGCGGCGUGCUGUCUGCGUACGGUCUGGCUCUAGCAGAUGUUGUGGAGGAGGUGCAGGAGCCGUGCUCGCUCAGGUACGAGCAGAAGUCUUUCGGCGAGCUCGACCGCCGGAUGGAGCAGCUCUCCGAGCGCUGCCACGACACGCUCCGUGGGCGGGGCUUCACGAGUGGUCAGAUAACCACUGAGGUUUUUCUCCACCUGCGUUACGAAGGCACCGACUGCGCUCUAAUGGUCACCGCUGCUGGUUACCCUGGCAACGCCAAGUCGUGUCGAGCUGGCGACUUCCACGCCGCCUUCACCAAACGUUACAUGAAGGAGUUUGGAUUUACCAUCCCAGACAGACCCAUCGUGGUGGAUGACAUCAGAGUGAGGGGUUGUGGGAAAUCUGGCAUCCAGUCGGUGUAUGAACCAAAGAUGGAAGACAGGAAAGCCAAACCUGUCAUGAUGACAAAAUGUUAUUUUGAGAAUGGUUAUUUGGACACUGGUGUGUAUCUAUGGGAGGAGCUGCCGUGUGAUCGCAGCAUCCAAGGACCGGCCAUCAUCAUAGACAAAAACAGCACCAUCCUGGUGGAGCCGUCCUGUGAGGCCCGUCUGACAGAAAGGGGCGACGUCUGUUUGACUGUAGGUUCUGACCAUCAGUGCGUCCUCAGCACCGAGCUCAACACCGUGCAGCUCUCCAUCUUCUCCCACCGCUUCAUGAGCAUAGCCGAGCAAAUGGGCAGAGUGCUUCAGAGAACCUCCAUCUCCACAAACAUCAAGGAGCGCCUGGACUUCUCCUGCGCUGUGUUUGGACCUGAUGGUGGUCUGGUGUCCAACGCGCCCCACAUCCCUGUCCAUCUGGGCGCCAUGCAGGAGACCGUCCAGUACCAGAUCAGGUCACUGGGGAACAAGCUGGAAGAAGGGGAUGUGAUUCUGAGCAACCACCCGUGUGCCGGAGGCAGCCAUCUCCCAGACCUCACCACCAUCACGCCGGUGUUUAGAAAAGGAGUGGAGGGUCCAGUGUUCUUUGUAGCCAGCAGGGGGCACCAUGCGGACAUCGGAGGCAUCACCCCAGGCUCCAUGCCCCCCCACUCCACUUCCCUUCAGCAGGAGGGCGCAGUCUUCAUUUCCUUUAAGCUCGUCAGCCGAGGAGUCUUCCAGGAGGAAGCCGUUACUGAAGCCCUGAUGGCUCCGGCUCAGCACCCCGGCUGCUCUGGGACUCGUAAUCUCCACGACAACCUGUCGGAUCUGCGGGCGCAGGUGGCGGCCAAUCAGAGAGGCAGCCAGUUGGUGGGGGAGCUGAUCGACACGUACAGCCUCGCCGUGGUCCAGGCGUACAUGGGGUACAUCCAGAGUAACGCUGAGCUGGCGGUGAGGGACAUGCUUAAAGAGUUUGCACGGCGGCGGCGGCGGCAGACCGACUCCUUGGAGGUGGAGUCCGAAGACCUCAUGGACAACGGGACGCCGAUUAGACUGCGGGUUCAGAUUAACGAGGACGAGGGCAGCGCGGUGUUCGACUUCACCGGGACGGGAACCGAAGUGUGGGGGAACUGCAACGCCCCGCGGGCCAUCACCCUGUCGGCCCUCAUCUACUGCCUGCGCUGCAUGGUCGGCCAGGACAUCCCCCUCAACCAGGGAUGUCUCGCUCCGAUCAAAGUCAUCAUUCCCCGCGGCUCCAUCCUGCAGCCGUCCCAGAAUGCAGCUGUGGUGGGAGGAAAUGUGCUCACGUCCCAGAGGGUGGUGGACGUCAUAUUUAAAGCGUUUGAGGCGUGCGCUGCCUCGCAGGGCUGCAUGAACAACGUCUCGUUCGGCAGCGAGAAGCUCGGGUAUUAUGAGACGGUGGCUGGCGGAGCUGGAGCGGGACCCGGAUGGGACGGGCGGAGCGGCGUGCACUCCCACAUGACCAACACCCGCAUCACUGACCCGGAGAUUUUAGAGAAAAGGUAUCCGGUGAUUUUAGAGCAUUUCUCGCUGCGGCCCGGCUCAGGAGGUGCAGGGAGGUACCGCGGCGGAGACGGCGUGAUUCGUAAACUCUUGUUCAGGAACGAGGUGGUUCUGUCUGUCCUGACGGAAAGGCGGGCCACUCGCCCCUAUGGGCUGAUGGGCGGUGAGGACGGAGCCGCAGGACUGAACCUGCUCCACAGACCUGAUGGACGAGUCCUCAACCUGGGAGCCAAAACCAGCAUCAGCCUCCAGCCAGGGGACAUGUUCUGCCUCUACACCCCAGGAGGAGGUGGGUAUGGAGAAGAGGGAGCGAAGGGGGGGACGCCUCGGUCAAAACGAAGGCGCCUGAACGAGACAUUCCCAGAGAGGGGGAGCAUCUUCGAGUACAGAAUGGCUCAGGAGGGGGUAUAAAACACACCCAAAUAAAAUUAAAGGCCAGAGGAGAAGCACAAAGAGAAGAGUUUAAAGUCAGGGGCAUUACAUCGCUGUAGUUUGAAGCACAAACUGGUAAAAAAUAAAAAUAAA